GGGUUGGAUCCACUUCUGCAUGGAAACGCCAAACAAGCACCUGCCAAUGUAUUUCCAAAGUUAAUCGAAUUGUCAGAGAAAAUCAUCAUGGGAGGAGCUGUGAGCGCAGGAGAAGACAAUGAUGAUUUAAUUGAUAACUUGAAAGAAGCACAAUAUAUUCGCACUGAGAGAGUUGAGCAAGCCUUCAGAGCUAUUGAUCGUGGUGAUUACUAUCUAGAAGGAUAUAGGGACAAUGCUUAUAAAGAUUUGGCUUGGAAGCAUGGGAAUAUACAUUUAUCAGCACCUUGCAUUUAUUCUGAAGUAAUGGAAGCACUGAAACUUCAGCCAGGAUUGUCUUUUCUUAAUCUGGGUAGUGGAACUGGCUAUUUAAGCACUAUGGUGGGAUUGAUAUUAGGCCCUUUUGGAAUAAAUCAUGGAAUAGAACUUCAUCCAGAUGUGGUAGAAUAUGCAAAGGAAAAACUGGAGAGCUUCAUAAAAUAUAGUGAUAGUUUUGAUAAGUUUGAAUUUUGUGAACCUGCCUUCGUAGUUGGCAACUGUUUGCAGAUAGCAUCUGACAGUCAUCAAUAUGACCGGAUUUACUGUGGAGCUGGUGUCCAAAAAGACCAUGAGAACUACAUGAAAAUCUUACUGAAAGUUGGAGGCAUUCUAGUUAUGCCCAUAGAAGAUCAGAUCUCAAAGGGCUUUUCUACGCUAACGCAGAUUCUAAGAACUGGACAAAAUACUUGGGAAAGUAAAAAUAUCCUUGCUGUUUCAUUUGCUCCACUUGUGCAACCAAGCAAGAGUGACAACAGCAAAAAUGAUACAGUGGGACUGCCCCCCUGUGCAGUUAGGAAUCUCCAGGACUUGGCUCGGAUCUAUAUUAGGCGCACUCUUAGAAACUAUAUAAAUGAGGAGAUGCAAGCCAAAGGUGUUGUUCAGAAGCCGCCACCAAAACGUAAACGCAGAAGAUGCCGCAGGCGCAGGAUUAACACCUAUGUCUUUGUAGGUAAUCAGCUCAUUCCUCAGCCUAUAGAUAGUGAAGAAGAUGAAAAGAUGGAAGAAGACAGCAAAGAGGAAGAAGAGAAAGAUCACAGUGAAGUCUUGAACCCUGAAGAACCACUGCGAAAUCUCUUACGGGAAAGAAUAAUGAGCUUACCACUCCCUGAAUCACUAAAAGCCUACUUGACUUACUAUAGAGAAAAAUAACUUGUUUUAAGUAGAAGUGAUAAUGCUGACUUGAUUGUUCCAUUAUUCUUGAAAUGUAGCAUUUACUAAGAAAUAGGUGGACAAAUACCAGUAGUCUUUCUUCAAGACUAAAGUGCAGUGAUGAAAUGAAACGUAAUUUGUCUUAACUUUGCUACAAGGACUUGCAUUCAACAGUAGACUUCUGUUUUAGAUCCAUUUUUUGUUACCUUUUGAAAAACAUGCUCUUUUAACUCUAAUAGAAAUAUAUUCCAAAGCGGUAUGCAGCACUAAUUAAGAGUUUGCAUGA
Messenger RNA from Euleptes europaea (tarantolino), 1471 nucleotides. It is a transcript of the gene PCMTD1, whose product is annotated as protein-L-isoaspartate (D-aspartate) O-methyltransferase domain containing 1. Gene Ontology annotation, cellular component: cytoplasm. NCBI's taxonomy places the organism in Eukaryota, Metazoa, Chordata, Lepidosauria, Squamata, Sphaerodactylidae. Gene Ontology annotation, molecular function: protein-L-isoaspartate (D-aspartate) O-methyltransferase activity. Bases 88 to 1185 code for a protein of 365 amino acids. Gene Ontology annotation, biological process: protein modification process. The record is from RefSeq and is a predicted model, not a curated record. The transcript has 6 exons.